Messenger RNA from Rangifer tarandus platyrhynchus (Svalbard reindeer), 1533 nucleotides. The record is from the annotation of a GenBank genome assembly. Lineage: Eukaryota; Metazoa; Chordata; Mammalia; Artiodactyla; Cervidae.
AUGGACGAGAAGAUCAAGAAAGCUGAGGAGGUGGCCCAGAGACUCACACGAGCAGUGGCUGGUGGGGAUGAACAGGUGGCUAUGCAAUGUGCCAUCUGGCUGGCAGAGCAGCGGGUGCCCCUGAAUGUGCAACUGAAGCCCGAGGUCUCUCCGACACAGGAUAUCAGGCUGUGGGUGAGCGUGGAGGAUGCACAGAUGCACACAGUCACUAUCUGGCUCACGGUGCGGCCUGACAUGACGGUGGCCUCCCUCAAGGACAUGGUGUUCCUAGACUAUGGCUUCCCACCAACCCUGCAGCAGUGGGUGUUUGGGCAGCGGUUGGCCCGGGACCAGGAGACUCUGCACUCCCACGGCGUGAGGCGGAAUGGGGACAGCGCCUACCUCUACCUGCUGUCUGCCUGCAACACGUCGCUCAACCCUCAGGAGCUGCAGCGGGAGAGGCAGUUGCGGAUGCUGGAAGAUCUGGGCUUCAAGGACCUCACGCUGCAGCCACGGGGCCCCCUGGACCCAGUUCCCCCAAAGCCUGGGGCCCCUCAAGAGCCAGAGCGGGGGCAGCCUGAUGCAGUGCCAGAGCCCCCGCCGGUGGGCUGGACAUGCCCUGGCUGCACCUUCAUUAACAAGCCCACUAGGCCCGGCUGCGAGAUGUGCUGCCGGGCGCGGCCCGAGGCCUACCAGGUACCUGCCUCAUACCAGCCAGACGAGGAGGAGCGAGCGCGCCUGGCCGGUGAGGAGGAGGCGCUGCGCCAGUACCAGCAGCGGAAGCAGCAGCAGCAGGAAGGCAACUACCUGAAGCACGUGCAGCUGGAUCAGCGGAGCCUGGUUCUGAACACCGAGCCCACCGAGUGCCCGGUGUGCUACAGUGCCCUGGCGCCGGGUGAGGCUGUGGUGCUGCGCGAGUGUCUGCACACCUUCUGCAGGGAGUGUCUGCAGGGCACCAUCCGCAACAGCCAGGAGGCUGAGGUGUCCUGCCCCUUCAUCAACAACACCUACUCAUGCUCGGGCAAGCUGCUGGAGAGGGAGAUCCGAGCGCUCCUGAGCCCCGAGGAUUACCAGCGGUUUCUGGACCUGGGCAUCUCCAUUGCGGAAAACCGCAGUGCCUUCAGCUACCACUGCAAGACCCCGGACUGCAAGGGAUGGUGCUUCUUUGAGGAUGAUGUCAAUGAGUUCCCCUGCCCUGUGUGCUUCCAUGUCAACUGCCUGCUUUGCAAGGCCGUCCAUGAGCAGAUGAACUGCAAGGAGUACCAAGAUGACCUGGCCCUGCGAGCCCAGAACGAUAUGGCUGCCCGGCAGACGACGGAGAUGCUGAGAACCAUGCUGCAGCAGGGUGAAGCCAUGCACUGCCCACAGUGCCAGAUCGUGGUGCAGAAGAAGGACGGCUGCGACUGGAUCCGGUGCACUGUCUGCCACACCGAGAUCUGCUGGGUCACCAAGGGCCCCCGCUGGGGCCCUGGGGGCCCAGGAGACACCAGCGGGGGCUGCCGCUGCCGGGUGAAUGGGAUUCCGUGCCACCCCAGCUGUCAGAACUGCCACUAA